AUGGCACUCUCGUGCGCGGCCGAGUGCGCGCUCUCCCUCGCCUGCGCGCGGUGGGCGCUCCGCCGCCUCUCCGUGUCCGGCGCCGACGACAGCGCGUCCUGGCCCGCGGCCUCGCCCUCCUCCUUCGCGCCCGUCCCGCGCGCCUGCCGCUCCGCGCUCGCGGCCUACGACGCCGACGGGCCGGGGCACGAGGCAGAGCCGUCGCCGUCGCGGCUCUGCCCGCCGUACCGCCUCUCCCACGACCGCGCGCGCGGGGAGGUCGUGCUCGCCGUGCGCGGGCUGGGCCUCGCGCGCCUCGAGGACUACCGUGUGCUCCUCGACGCCGGCGGGCCCGAGCCGUUCGCGGGCGGCCACGCGCACCGCGGGCUCCUGCGCGCCGCCGUCUGGCUGCUCGACCGGGAGGGCCCCGCGAUCCGGCGGAUGGUGGCGGAGUCCGGGCCGGCAGGGUGCAGGCUCGUGUUCGUGGGCCACUCGCUCGGCGCUGGGGUCGCCGCGGUCGCGGCCGUCGUGGCGGUGAGGUGCUGGCUCGGGAGCCUCGGGCUCCGCCGCGAGGGCGUAAGGUGCUACGCGAUGGCGCCGCCCCGGUGCAUGUCGCUCGGUCUCGCCGUCGAGUACGCCGACGUCGUCCACUCCGUCGUGCUACAGGACGAUUUCUUGCCAAGAACCCCGGCGCCGCUGCAGCACAUCUUCGGAUCAAUUUUCUGUUUGCCGUGCCUAUUGUGUUUUAUUUGCAUGAGAGACACGUUUGUGUCAGAGGGGAAGCUUAAGGAUGCAUCUAAACUGUAUGCUCCCGGCAGAGUCUUCCAUAUCGUGGAGCGGGAGAACUGCAGAUGCGGGAGACUUCCACCGCAAGUGAGAACGGCAGUUCCAGCAGAGGGCAGAUUUGAGCAUGUGGUGUUGUCGUGCAACGCCACUUCCGACCACGGGAUUAUCUGGAUCGAAAAGGAGGCACAGAGGGCCCUGGAUUUAAUGGAUCAAGAAGAAGAAUCGACGCUGGCCCCGUCCCAUCAAAAGAUGCUAAGGGUGCAGGAGACGAAAUCACUUGCAGAACACCAGCUCAACGCAAUAGAGCAUCUGGUGUUCGUUCAGGAGGCUCACGACGGCAACUCCUCCUCCUCCUCUUCGUCCACCACCUCACCGUUUAGCAGCCCUAGGAGCACGACGGCGAGCGAGAGCGAGUGGGAUGGUCUCGUGGAAACAUUUCUAGGGAAAAAUCUAAGCUUUACCAUCGAGUAUUUGAGUAGGGAACAAUCCAUGGUCAGCUCAUGUUCAACUAAAUGA
Oryza brachyantha (malo sina) is the source of this 1281-nucleotide messenger RNA. RefSeq lists its product as uncharacterized. Gene Ontology annotation, biological process: lipid catabolic process. Bases 1 to 1281 code for a protein of 426 amino acids. The transcript is spliced from 6 exons. Lineage: Eukaryota; Viridiplantae; Streptophyta; Magnoliopsida; Poales; Poaceae. The record is from RefSeq and is a predicted model, not a curated record.